UCAACCAGGAAGAUUUAAACAUAUUAUGCAGUAAUUGCGCACUCCUAAUAUUUUCUAAGUAAUGAUUUGAAAAUUAACAUGAACGUAUUUGACUUAAAGAAUGACAAUUGCAAGCGCCCUGUGCCAAGGAAUAGACAACUUUGUCGAAUGUUCAGUAGCCGUGCGGAUAGCUUUUUUUCUUAUACCUGUGGCAGUUGUUCUUCAAGCAUUUGGAGUUGGAACAGCGGCAUGGUCAAAUUCAGAUUCUUCGCGUCAAGGUCUUUGGACGUAUUGUUAUGACGAAAGAGAAUUUUCGUGCUGUGAAAGUAUUUAUGAUAAAACAGGAGAAACACCAGUUUGGUUGAUUUCAACACAAGUGUUUCAAUGUAUUUCAUGUUGCAUGGGUUUGAUUACCUUGGUAAUGUUUGUAUUACUAACAUGUGUUACAAAAACAAUGCAGAAAAGUAAAGUCAGUUAUACCACCAUAGUAUUUUGUACGAUGACAGGAUUUUGUUUGAUGGUGAGUGUAAGUAUCUAUGGUGACAAUUACCGGGAUUCACACUGGUUGGACGAUCAUCAGCUGUCUGGUUCCUUUAUUAUUGUUCUCAUUGCUUUCUUCCUGCACUCUGUAGUUGCAGUUAUUUUAUUGGUUACUGAAUGUCAAGAUCGACCUUCUUCCAGGAUAUACCCAAAUGAAACAAGACAAGCACCUGUUCAACCUUCAGCUCCGCCUUUGCCAGUGAUCCCACCUACCUCAGCUACCAAUCAAAACUUAUCUACAGACCAAAACGAAUGUAUAAUCUGCAUGGAAAGACCAAAGCAAACUAUUUUUCUGGACUGUGGACAUAUUGCUUGUUGUGAUAUAUGUUCAAAUACAUUGAUGUCUAGUGAAAGAAAAUGUCCAACAUGCAGAACGUUCAUUCGAGAAAGCAGACGCUAUUAUAACGCAUGACCAGAUGUUUUUUUCUUGAAUCGUGGACCGAAAGAAACAAGACAAAUCAUUGCGAAAUUAUUACAAUGCUUCAAUAUAUAACCGAAAUAUAUUGUAAAAUGUGUAUAAUUAAAAACUAUUAUAAAUUCUAUCAUGCAAGGCACCAAAGCAAACGAAAGAAGGUAAAACUCAUCAUUGAAGGGCAAUAACUCUAAAUAGAAGGUGUUGGACGAUUUCCUCGUUGAUCUUGUCUUGCUUAUUAUUUAGUCUUUAGUUUUUCUCUACCUUCUUCACUUUUUGCCAAAUCACAAAAUAGAUGACAUUCUACUAACGUGUAUUAGCAAAAUUUAACUUGUCAGUAUAUCUUGCCUUGUUGUUAAUUUAGUGAUAUAAAGUGUCUAUUUAUCGAUCUUGUUAUUUUUAUCACGCAAGGCAUCAACGCCAAAUAAAUGGUAAAUAAAGGCAACAGUAGUA
Mytilus trossulus (common blue mussel) is the source of this 1384-nucleotide messenger RNA. RefSeq lists its product as uncharacterized. Gene Ontology annotation, molecular function: ubiquitin protein ligase activity. Gene Ontology annotation, biological process: protein ubiquitination. Gene Ontology annotation, cellular component: membrane. Bases 101 to 931 code for a protein of 276 amino acids. Lineage: Eukaryota; Metazoa; Mollusca; Bivalvia; Mytilida; Mytilidae. The transcript is spliced from 4 exons. The record is from RefSeq and is a predicted model, not a curated record.